CUAUCAUAUCAUCAUCCAUCGGUCAAUCAACAUUGUAUUAUUAUACCAUUUUCUGGUUGAUUUGAUUAUAAUUUGGAGAUUGUAUACAUUUUUAAAUUGUUAAUUACAAGCAACGAUCACGAUGCUUCCCCGGAAGAGAAAGUCUGAGGUGGAUGCUGAAAUAGCGACUACCGGGUCUGAUAAGGAGAAUCAGACUGCUGCUGCUGCAUCAGCACCAGCACCAGUGCAAGUGAAUUCAUCUACGAAGAAAACCUGUGAUGAGUUUCGCAAAGAGAUACGCGAGUUCAUUGCGUCGGGGGAGAUGGACGCGGCUGAGUUUCAACGCGCUAUUGACGUGUCACCGCGGUCGUAUUCGGAGUUCUUGAUCAGGAGGGAACGGAGAAAGGGGCCAGUGCCGGCAGAGGCAUCCGCACCAGUAUCAGCACCUGCAUCAGCAUCGGCAACGGCAUCAGCAUCAGCAUCAGCACCAGCAUCAGCACCAGCCCCUGCUAAAAAAGCAAAGAAGAAUCCGGCACCCGCACCCGGUUUCGAUGUUUCGGCAAUCCAUCUGGACGGGGACGAGGAUAUGAAGGUGCCAAUCUUCGACACAUGCGAUGUGGUGAGAAAAAAGAUGAAGGCACAUCUUCGCAAACCCGGGUUCACGCAGGCGGGCUUCUUGCGAGAUAUCGCCAAGGCGGCAUUCCCCCAGAGCGUCAAGAGGUUGAAUUCUAAGUCCAUGGCGGAUUUCUUGGCGUAUAAGGGGCCGACCACCGGCAGUUCUGGGGUCAUUUUCUAUGCGGCGUAUGUGUUCUUCGAGAAGUUGAGGGUGAGGGACGGCAAACCGAAAAAUGACUUUCGACUGGAGAUGGAGAAGAUCUGGCCCAGGGGAUUUGAGCGCGAUAAUCCGGCUAAUGGGAGACUGUGGUGUGGUCCGCAUGAGAGACCUUGGAUUGACAAGUAUGGGCGGGUGCAGUUCCGGUAA
Aspergillus ibericus CBS 121593 is the source of this 961-nucleotide messenger RNA. RefSeq lists its product as uncharacterized. The coding region runs from base 122 to 961 and encodes 279 amino acids. The record is from RefSeq and is a predicted model, not a curated record. The transcript is spliced from 2 exons. Lineage: Eukaryota; Fungi; Ascomycota; Eurotiomycetes; Eurotiales; Aspergillaceae.